Suillus fuscotomentosus is the source of this 336-nucleotide messenger RNA. RefSeq lists its product as uncharacterized. Gene Ontology annotation, biological process: leading strand elongation; lagging strand elongation; mitotic DNA replication initiation. Gene Ontology annotation, molecular function: single-stranded DNA binding; DNA-directed DNA polymerase activity; chromatin binding. NCBI's taxonomy places the organism in Eukaryota, Fungi, Basidiomycota, Agaricomycetes, Boletales, Suillaceae. The record is from RefSeq and is a predicted model, not a curated record. The annotation marks the transcript as partial. The transcript has 2 exons. Gene Ontology annotation, cellular component: alpha DNA polymerase:primase complex.
UUGCCUCUGGCAAGACAGCUCACAAACCUUACUGGCAACGCAUGGAACAAGACGCUGAAUGGUGGUCAGGCUAAGCAGAACGAGUACAUUCUUCUGCAUGAGUUCCACCGCCUGAAGUGCAUCUAUCCUGAUAAGACAUACCACAAGAAAGCGCCGGGCGGGGUCGGGAACAAAGGCAAAUGGGACAACUUCAAGGGUGGUCUCGUGUUUGAGCCGAAGCGUAGUCUUUGGGACAAGUGUAUCGUCAUACACAUCAACUCGCUGUAUCCGAAUAUCAUCCAGGAGUAUAAAAUUGACUUCACUACCCUCGAGUGCUUGCAGGAUGUAAGUGACUAG